UUCAUUCCUUCAUUCAUUUUUCUUGUACUCUGUCAAACUCCCACACUCGAAACCGACCAAAAUGCAGUACAAGAACCUCGGCCGAUCGGGGCUCAAAGUGAGUCAACUCGCCUACGGAUCAUGGGUGAGCUUCGGCAACCAGCUCGAUGUCAAGGAAGCAAAGUCGAUCCUGCAGUGUUGCCGGGACCACGGCGUCAACUUUUUCGACAAUGCCGAGGUCUACGCCAACGGCCGUGCCGAGGAAAUUAUGGGACAGGCUAUCCGUGAACUGGGUUGGAAGCGUUCUGAUAUCGUUGUUUCCACCAAGAUCUUCUGGGGUGGACCGGGCCCCAACGAUAAGGGUCUCUCCAGGAAGCAUAUUGUUGAGGGCACCAAAGCUUCCUUGAAACGCCUUGAUAUGGAUUAUGUCGAUGUUAUUUAUUGUCACAGGCCAGACACAUCAACGCCGACUGAAGAAACAGUCAGGGCGAUGAAUUAUGUGAUUGAUAAGGGAUGGGCAUUUUACUGGGGGACAAGUGAGUGGUCUGCACAACAGAUCACUGAGGCUUGGGGAAUAGCGGAGAGGUUGGAUUUGGUUGGGCCAAUAGUUGAACAACCUGAGUAUAAUUUGUUGUCCAGGCACAAGGUUGAAUCCGAGUACCUUCCCAUCUACAACAACUAUGGCAUAGGUCUUUCUACAUGGAGUCCACUUGCAUCUGGGGUGCUCACUGGAAAGUACAAUAAGGGAACUAUACCACCUGACAGUCGGUUCGCAUUGGAAAAUUACAAAAAUCUCGCAAACCGAUCAUUGGUUGAUGAUGUGCUGAAGAAAGUUAACGGGCUGAAGCCAAUUGCUGAUGAGCUAGGCAUAUCCUUAGCUCAACUUGGAAUUGCAUGGUGUGCAACAAAUCCUCAUGUGUCUUCAGUUAUUACUGGUGCCACCAAGGAAUCUCAGAUUCAAGAGAACAUGAAAGCCAUCAAUGCCAUUCCAUUGUUGACCCCUGCGGUGUUGGAGAAGAUUGAGAAUGUUGUUCAAAGCAAACCAAAGCGUCCAGAUUCAUAUAGGUAGAUGCAGAAUAUUUAUCAGCUCCUUUGUAUUACUGGGUGCUUUUUAGGAUGCUUCAUUGUUUUAGUGUACCUGAUGCACGUAUGUCUUGUUUUGUUAUCACCACGUGCGUCUGAUUUUUUAGUUACUCUUUCUCUGCUUUUGACUUUGGAGAUUUUCGGAUAUGAUAUCUUGAAAGAAAAAAAAAGAAAUCAUAUACUCUA
Molecule: messenger RNA, 1248 nt
Organism: Pistacia vera
Lineage: Eukaryota; Viridiplantae; Streptophyta; Magnoliopsida; Sapindales; Anacardiaceae
Product: probable voltage-gated potassium channel subunit beta
Exons: 5
Coding region: 62-1048 (328 amino acids)
Source: RefSeq, a predicted model, not a curated record